Orycteropus afer afer is the source of this 1155-nucleotide messenger RNA. RefSeq names its product transmembrane protein 79 (gene TMEM79). NCBI's taxonomy places the organism in Eukaryota, Metazoa, Chordata, Mammalia, Tubulidentata, Orycteropodidae. Gene Ontology annotation, biological process: regulated exocytosis. The record is from RefSeq and is a predicted model, not a curated record. The transcript is spliced from 3 exons. Bases 1 to 1155 code for a protein of 384 amino acids. Gene Ontology annotation, cellular component: trans-Golgi network membrane; lysosomal membrane.
AUGACAGAACCUGAGACUGCAACCCUGUUGGAAGUGAAGGGGUCCGAGGCUCCAGAAAAAAGCCCACCACAGGCCUUGAUUCCCAAUGGCCGGCAGCCAGAAGGAGAAGGUGGGACUGAGUCCCCAAGAGUGGAAUCUUCAGUUGGGUCUCCCAUGACUGGAGACGGGACUGGGGAUGCUCUAGACAGCACAGUGAGCGAAGCUGCCACCUUGCCCUGGGGGACUGGCCCCCAUCCCAGUGCCCCAUUCCUGGAUCCCCCUGGCUGGCGGGGCAUUGAGCUAGAGCCCCUCAAAUCAGAGCCACCCCCAGAGGAGCCACCUGAUGAUGAUGCAAAUCUGUUGCCUGAGAAGGAAGCCCGGGCCUUUGUGCCCAUCGACCUACAAUGCAUUGAGCAGCGACCCCAGGAGGACCUCAUAGUACACUGCGAGUCGAGCAAAGGCGAGCGCCGGGCCUUCCUGCCCAUCCGGGCCACCCACCCUGAGCCCAUUGAACGCAAGUGGGUCGAGGCAGUAGUGAAGCCACCUGGCCGGUCCUGUGUGAGCUGUGGGGGCCGUGAGGGGCUGAGGGCUGUGGCCUCAGUAGGGGCUGCCCUCGUCCUCUUUCCCUGCCUACUGUACGGGGCAUAUGCCUUCCUGCCCUUUGAUGCCCCACGGCUACCCACCAUGAGUUCCCGCCUGAUCUACACGCUGCGCUGUGGGGUCUUUGCCACAUUCCCCAUCGUGCUAGGGAUCCUGGUAUAUGGGCUGAGUCUGCUGUGCUUUUCUGCCCUACGGCCCUUCGCGGAGCCCCGGCAGGAGGUGGAGAUCCACCGGAGAUAUGUGGCCCAGUCGGUACAGCUCUUCAUCCUCUACUUUUUCAACCUGGCUGUGCUUUCUACCUACCUGCCUCAAGACACCCUCAAGCUGCUCCCACUGCUCACUGGCCUCUUUGCCAUCUCCAGGCUGAUAUACUGGCUGACCUUCGCCGUGGGCCGCUCCUUCCGAGGCUUUGGCUACGGCUUGACGUUUCUACCGCUGCUGGCCAUGCUGAUGUGGAACCUCUACUACAUGUUCGUAGUGGAGCCGGAGCGCAUGCUCACUGCGGCCGAGAGUCGCCUGGACUACCCGGACCACGCCCACUCCGCCUCCGACUACAGGCCCCGCCCCUGGGGCUGA